AUGAGUAUUCACCCAGAUUUUCAGCUUCCUGAGACUUUCAGAGGUCUCCAGUUCACUUCUCCAUCAAAACCGGGAUCUGUUGUCGAACUUCCUACGCCUCUACCAUCUGCCGGCUCAGUCAUUUUACGGCCAUUGAACUCACACAUUGUGUCAUAUGCCAAAGAGGUUUUCAGUAAUGGGAACGUCCGAGCGUACAAAUAUCCUCUUCCCUUGAUUCCCGUCGGAAUGUUGGUCUAUACAUCCGGCAUCAUUCGACCACGUGACAACCUUAACAUGCUGCCACUACUACAGGGCAUUCAUAUGGGCGCUUCGCCGGAAGGCCAAGCACUUAUGAAUGGAGAGUGGAGAAACGGUACUUGGGCUGAACUUGUCAAAGUCCCAGCUGAGAACAUCCAUGUGCUGAAUGAGCAUAUCUUGACGAAGGAGUUGGGCUACAGUUUUGAAGAUCUCGGAUACAUCAGCACUCUCGCAGUCCCUUUUGGUGGACUCAGUGAUAUUGGCCUUCGACCCGGAGAAACGGUGAUAGUGGCGCCCGCGACCGGGAAUUUUGGUAGCGCGGCUGUGCUUGUUGCACUGGCGAUGGGUGCAGGCAAGGUAAUCGCUGUGGGCCGUAACGAAGCCAAGCUAAAACAGAUUUGUAACGACACAAACAAUAGCAAAGUCGUGCCGGUCACUAUAUCGGAAGAUCUAGGCGCUGAUACUGCAGCUCUCCAAGCGCAUGGACCAGUCGACGUGUAUUUCGAUAUCUCACCAAAUUCAGCGGCCAAAGCAUUGUAUAUCAAAGCUGGUAUUUCUGCCUUGCGUCGAGGUGGUCGCGUCAGCUUCAUGGGUGGCAUAAUGAACGAUAUUGACCUUCCGUAUCACAUGAUGAUGUUCAAAGCAUUAACUCUGAAAGGAACUUUUAUGUAUACGCCGCAGCAAGUAAAUGAGCUUAUUCGAUUGAUUGAGACAGGACUGCUUCCUAUAGGGGAAAGGGGUAGAAUACAAGUCAGCGGCAGAUUUCCCUUGCAUAAAUGGGAGGAGGCGUUUGAGAAUGCUAGCCAAGCUGGACCAAUGCAAGCUACCUACUUUCAGCCGAAUUUCAAAGGCUAA
Messenger RNA from Trichoderma breve, 1092 nucleotides. Its product is annotated as zinc-binding dehydrogenase domain-containing protein. The coding region runs from base 1 to 1092 and encodes 363 amino acids. The record is from RefSeq and is a predicted model, not a curated record. The transcript has 2 exons. Lineage: Eukaryota; Fungi; Ascomycota; Sordariomycetes; Hypocreales; Hypocreaceae.